AUUUAAUUAUGGACGCUGCUGAAGUAUAACAUGAUGGUUCCUCACCAUCCAAGAAAGUUAAAUCAAAUCCAAAUGCUCUUAAUUCUCUUAGAGAACAUACUGUGGUUGUAGCUGACACAGGCAAGAUCAAUGACAUCUAAAAAUUCUAACCUCAAGAUGCCACCACCAAUCCUAGUCUAAUCCUUGAGGCAGCCAAAUUACCAGAAUAUCAAGCCUUGAUUGACGAUGCUAUCCAAAAAGGAAUCAAAGCUUAUCAACUCUCCAAACAACCAGUUUAAAAAUAACCAAAAAGAACAAAUUCUAGAAAAAAGAAGGAUGAACCUGAAAAUUAAGAAAUAGUUGAACCAGAAUUACCAUAAUUCAAUUUUAAUACCUUAAAUCCAGAAGAACAGAAAAGUGUUAUUGGAUUGGUAACUGACUAAUUGAGUGUCAAUUUUGGAUUGGAAAUUCUUAAGUUAGUUCCUGGCUAUGUUUCCACUGAAGUAGAUGCUCGUUUGAGUUACGAUAAAUAAGCAACAAUUGAUAAGGCCAAGAGGAUUAUCUCCCUAUAUGAAUAAGCUGGCAUUUCUAAGGAUAGAAUCCUUGUAAAAAUUGCAAGUACUUGGGAAGGAAUUCAAGCAGCAAAAGCCUUGAAAAAGGACGGAAUCUCAUGCAAUAUGACACUCAUUUUUAAUUACCAUCAAGCUUUGGCUUGUGCAUAGGCUGGAGUCAGAUUGAUUUCCCCAUUUGUUGGUAGAAUUUUAGAUUGGUUUGUUAAAAAUAAGAGUGGUGAAGAUUAUACUAAAUAAAAUCAUCCUGGCGUUAAAUUAGUAACUAGCAUCUGGAAUAGCUUCAAGAAAUUCAAGUAUGAUACAAUUGUCAUGGCUGCAUCUCUAAGAUUGGUAGAUGAAGCUGCUGAAUUAAGUGGAUGUGAUAGAAUGACUAUCCCUAUCAAAUUGCUCAACGAUCUGUAAGGAUUAGAGGGAACAGUAUUGGAACCAAAAUUGAGAGUGGAAAAUUUGGAAAAGUUAAAUAUUGAGAAAAUCACUGUUGAUGAAAAAACUUAUAGAUGGGAAAUGAACUAAGAUGCUAUGGGUACAGAGAAAUUAAAUGAGGGAAUUAGAAAGUUUGCUUAAGAUUUAGAAACUUUGGAAAAUGUAAUCAAAUAAAAAUUAACAUAAAAUAACUAAUGAAACAGUUAACACAUUAAUAUAUAUAACAAAACAUUAGUAUCAAAGUUUAAA
Paramecium tetraurelia is the source of this 1223-nucleotide messenger RNA. RefSeq lists its product as uncharacterized. The record is from RefSeq and is a predicted model, not a curated record. Gene Ontology annotation, biological process: pentose-phosphate shunt; pentose-phosphate shunt, non-oxidative branch; carbohydrate metabolic process. The transcript is spliced from 5 exons. Gene Ontology annotation, cellular component: intracellular anatomical structure; cytoplasm. Gene Ontology annotation, molecular function: transaldolase activity. Lineage: Eukaryota; Ciliophora; Oligohymenophorea; Peniculida; Parameciidae.